Molecule: messenger RNA, 318 nt
Organism: Lactuca saligna
Lineage: Eukaryota; Viridiplantae; Streptophyta; Magnoliopsida; Asterales; Asteraceae
Source: the annotation of a GenBank genome assembly
AUGGGGGUUGUGAACGGUGGUAAGAUGAAGUGCGAUGAUGAUGAAGGUGGCCUGUUUGAUGGUAGUGAAGGUUAUGUGACAACAAAGUUUACUGAUGGUGUUGUGAUGUUCGAUAUUCGGGUUUCUAAAGGAGAUAUGCAAGAGAAGAGAAAGGCAGAGGUGUUUAGCAGCGACUGUAAUGGUCUCAGUGGUCAAGGUGUGGUGGGUAACUGCGUCGAAUAUGGGAGGAAUUUUAGAGUAUUUAAUAGAGAGGGAGAGAGUUCAAGGAGAGAAGAGAUGGCGACUCAUCUAGGGUUAUUCUACAAGGAAGGGCUAUAG